GUCUCUUUUCCCUUCCAACUCUUCCUUCUUCUCAUCAGGCACUUGCUGGUCCUAUGUCAGUCAAGCCUAGCUGGGGGCCCAGCCCCUCGGAGGGGCUCACCAUGGAGCCUGCCAACUUGGGAAAGGUUCAUAAUUGGACCGAACUGCUGUCCUUCUUCAACCACACGCUGUCUGAGUGCCACGUGGAGCUGAGUGAGAACACCAAGCGAGUGGUCCUCUUUGUCCUCUACCUGGCCAUGUUUGUGUUUGGGCUGGUGGAGAACCUCCUGGUGAUAUUUGUCAACUGGCGCUGCCGGAGCCGGGCAGGGCUGCUGAACCUCUAUGUCCUCAAUAUGGCCAUUGCAGACCUGGGCGUCAUCCUGUCUCUGCCUGUGUGGAUGCUGGAGGUCAUGCUGGACUACACCUGGCUCUGGGGCAGCUUCUCCUGCCGCUUCUCUCACUACUUCUACUUCGCCAACAUGCACAGCAGCAUCUUCUUCCUGGCGUGCCUCAGCGUUGACCGCUAUGUCACCCUCACCAACACCUCUCCCUCCUGGCAGCGGCACCAGCACCAAGGGCGGCGGGCCAUGUGUGCGGGCAUCUGGGUCCUCUCAGCCAUCAUCCCUCUUCUGGAGGUGGUCCACAUGGAGCUGGUGGAGGGCCUGGAGCCCAUGUGUCUCUUCAUGGCACCCUUUGAAACCUACAGCAUGUGGGCCCUGGUGGUGGCCCUGUCAACCACGAUCCUGGGCUUCCUGCUGCCAUUCCCUGUCAUUGCAGUCUUCAACAUGCUGACAGCCUGGCAGCUUUGGCGGCCAGGACAGCCCGAGGGCCGGCGCCACAGCCUGCUGGUGUGUGCCUACAUAGCUGUCUUUGUCAUCUGCUGGCUGCCCUACCACGUGACUCUGCUACUGCUCACACUGCACGGGACCCACAUCUCCCUCCACUGCCACCUGGCCGACCUGAUCUAUUUCUUCUAUGACAUCAUCGACUGUUUCUCCAUGCUUCACUGCGUCCUCAAUCCCAUCCUCUACAACUUUCUCAGCCCGAGCUUCCGGGGCCGGCUGCUGAACGCCGUAGUCCAGUACCUUCCCAAGGACCAGGGCAGGGCAGGCACACGUGCUUCCUCUUCCUCCUCGUUCACCCAGCACUCCAUCAUCAUCACCCAGGACUACCAGCCCACCACAGGCCCCCACCCCACCCACACCUGAACUAGGCAGCCUCUUUGCCUCCAAAUGCCUCACCCAUCUCUACUCCUCAACUUCUUAUAUCCAACUGAGGUAGAUUCCAGGCUCCUCCACCAGUGAUGCAAAAGGCUGGAGGCAUAGGUGUAAGAUGGGGGCAACAGGGAGAGGGUCAAUUUUGAAUAUAUCUUAAAACUCCAAAGUGGGGAGAAGGGGCAGGGAGGGGUAAGAACAGGUCCCUGGUGUUGUAUUGUUUGUCUUGGUCCUUGUAUUUAAAGGAGCCACACAGGAAGAAAAGGUGA
Molecule: messenger RNA, 1462 nt
Organism: Otolemur garnettii (small-eared galago)
Lineage: Eukaryota; Metazoa; Chordata; Mammalia; Primates; Galagidae
Gene: ACKR5
Product: G protein-coupled receptor 182
Exons: 1
Coding region: 54-1187 (377 amino acids)
Biological process (GO): G protein-coupled receptor signaling pathway
Cellular component (GO): membrane
Molecular function (GO): G protein-coupled receptor activity
Source: RefSeq, a predicted model, not a curated record